Xenopus tropicalis (tropical clawed frog) is the source of this 3934-nucleotide messenger RNA. It is a transcript of the gene tbcd, whose product is annotated as tubulin folding cofactor D. The record is from RefSeq and is a predicted model, not a curated record. Gene Ontology annotation, molecular function: beta-tubulin binding; GTPase activator activity. Gene Ontology annotation, biological process: post-chaperonin tubulin folding pathway; tubulin complex assembly. Gene Ontology annotation, cellular component: lateral plasma membrane; centrosome; bicellular tight junction. The transcript has 40 exons. Bases 145 to 3699 code for a protein of 1184 amino acids. NCBI's taxonomy places the organism in Eukaryota, Metazoa, Chordata, Amphibia, Anura, Pipidae.
GUAGUUUGCACAGUAGCCUUUUUGUCAUAGUUACUGGGUUGGGCGGGGCCGAGCGGCUGGAUCACGUGGGAGGGCCCCGGAAGCUGCAGCUUCGUACACCCAGGUUGGUCGCACGUUAAGAUCUGCCCAAUAAAGGACACAGCGAUGGCCGCAGACGGGUCAGAGCGAGAGGAAGAUGGAAGCCCGGAUGUAAUCGCCAGUGGGAAUAUUUUGGAAUCCUUUAUGGAAAACCAGGAAACCCGAGAUCUGAUUGGCAGCCUGCGGACUGUAUGGCAGGAGCUGGUGAGCAGGGAGGUGUGCACCCAGCGCUUUGUAGUGAUUAUGGACAAGUACCAGGAGCAGCCCCACCUUUUGGACCCACAUUUAGACUGGAUGUUGAACUCACUGCUGGAAAUAAUUCAAGACAAGGCUUCCCCUCCGGUCUUGUUCCAUUUAGCCUUUAAAUUCCUCUACAUCAUUUCCAAGGUGCGGGGGUACAAGAUUUUCCUCCGCCUUUUCCCCCAUGAAGUUGUUGAUGUGCAGCCCGUGUUGGAAAUGAUUUCAGCACAAGACCCCAAAGAUCAUGAGACCUGGGAAACUCGCUACAUGCUGCUUUUGUGGCUCUCCAUGACAUGCUUGAUACCCUUUGACCUGUCUCGCCUGGAUGGGAACAUUGCCAGUGAUUUGGGGCCCAAGCGCAAACCCACAAUGGACAUCAUUCUGGAUGUGGCCAAGUCCUACCUGGUGGUCAGUGACAAAGCUCGGGAUGCCGCUGCCGUGCUUGUUUCCAAGUUUAUCACCCGCCCCGAUGUCAAGCAGAAGAGGAUGGCCGACUUUCUCGACUGGACGCUCUCUACUCUGUCAAAUGCCAGUUACCUUACUAUGGAAGGAACGAUAGCCAUGGAUGGGAUGCUACAGGCACUGGCGCAGCUCUUCAAGCAUGGAAAGAGAGAGGACUGUUUACCGUAUGCCUCCAUCGUCCUCACCUGUCUUGACAACUGUAACUUGUGUGACAGCAACCAGACAGUCCUGCGCAAGCUCGGCACUAAACUUGUCCAGCGCCUCGGCCUUACGUUCCUCAAAACCAAAGUGGCAAAUUGGAGAUAUCAGAGAGGUUCAAGGUGUUUGGCGGCCAACCUGCUGCAGUCUUCGUCCGACACCCAGAAGUCCAACCCAGCCUUACCCGGGGAAGAGGAAGAGGCCUAUGAUAUUCCAGAGGAGAUUGAGAACGUUGUUGAGCAGUUGCUGGUUGGCUUGAAAGACAAAGACACUAUUGUCCGCUGGUCUGCUGCGAAAGGGAUUGGUCGACUGACCGGGCGACUCCCAAAGGAGCUGGCAGAUGAUGUGGUUGGGUCAGUUCUUGACUGUUUUAGUUUCCAGGAGACCAAUAACGCUUGGCACGGGGGUUGCCUGGCUUUGGCCGAACUUGGAAGGCGAGGACUGCUACUUCCUUCUAGGCUUCCAGACGUUGUUCCCCUGAUUCUGAAGGCCCUGGUGUAUGAUGAGAAGCGGGGGGCCUGCAGCGUUGGCUCCAAUGUGAGGGAUGCUGCCUGUUACGUGUGCUGGGCGUUUGCUCGGGCCUAUGAUCCGCAAGAGAUGAACCCGUUUGUGAAUGAAAUAGCCAGUGCUUUGGUGAUUGCCGCAGUGUUCGACCGAGAUGUGAAUUGUAGGAGAGCAGCCUCUGCAGCCUUCCAGGAGAAUGUGGGGAGACAGGGCACUUUCCCCCACGGCAUCGACAUCUUAACCACGGCAGAUUAUUUUGCAGUUGGGAACCGUGCAAACUGUUACCUGAACAUAAGUGUGUUUGUGGCUGGCUUUCCGGAAUACACCAAACCAAUGAUCGAUCACUUAGUGGAAAUGAAGAUUAACCACUGGGAUGGAGUUGUACGAGAGCUGUCGACAAAGGCCCUACACAACCUCACCCCCACGGCCCCCCAGUAUAUGACAGAGACAGUUUUGCCGCGCCUACUCCCUCUGGCCAUCGGAACGGACUUACACACGCGCCACGGGGCCAUCUUAGCCUGUGCGGAAAUCACCCAUGCCGUGUACAAACUGUCGGCUCAGUGCAACAGGCCGCUUUCUGAUUAUCUGAACAAUGAAACGCUGGCAGGACUCGCAGCCAUUCACCCGAAACUCCAGGAGCGCCAGCUUUACAGGGGCCUGGGUGGGGAAUUAAUGAGGCCGGCAGUCUGCUGCUUAGUGGAGAAACUUUCACUCUCCCAGUUCCCUCACCCCGGAGAAGAUAUUAUUGGGGGGUGGCUGUGGCUGAUCACUAACAGUUUAAAGAGCCUUCACCUGUUCAGCAGCACCGCCAGGCAGAAGAUCAAGGAAGCUGCUGUGUCAGCCCUCUCCACCCUGUGCCAGGAGUAUUACAAGGGACGAGCCGCGGCAGCCCAUGAUGACCUAGUGAAACAGUUCACCUCGGAGCUGCAGAGCAGUGAAGAAAUGGUUCGCUGCGGUUUCUCUCUGGCCCUGGGGGCCCUUCCGCAGUUUCUACUGAAAGGCAGGCUCCAGCAGGUACUGGGCGGCCUCAGGAGAGUCACCAGCAUUUCUGGGAAAGAUGUCGGCUUUGCGGAGUCCAGAAGGGACGCCCUGAGGGCCAUCGCUCAGGUGUGCCAGACUGUUGGGGUGAGAGCUGAGGGAUCGGCAGAGGAAGCGGUGUGCAGAGAGAAUAUGGCCCUGGUGUACAACACCCUGCUGAACUGCAUGAACGACUACACGACAGACAGCCGAGGGGACGUGGGAGCCUGGGUGCGGGAGGCAGCGAUGGCCAGCCUUCAGGAUGUGACGCUAUUGGUUGCCCAGACUGAGGCAGAUCUGCUGGACCCUGACUUUGUCCAGCGGAUGAUGUGCGCCCUCUCCCAGCAAUCUGCCGAGAAAAUAGACCGGUACCGAGCCUUUGCCGGAUCUGUCUUCCUUAAUCUGCUUUACUUCAGUGACCCGCCAGUCCCACAUGUCCCACAUCGGGAAGAACUGGAGAGGAUAUUUCCCAGAACGCAAGCGGAAUCCCUAAACUGGAACGCGCCCUCGCAAGCCUUUCCCCGGAUCACCCAGUUACUGGGAUUAGCCACAUAUCGGUACUAUGUACUAAUGGGCCUGACGGUGUCGGUGGGAGGACUUACUGAGUCUACGGUGCGAUACUCUGCGCAGGGGCUGUUCGAGUACCUUCGGGCAAUACAGAACGACACGGAACAAAUGGACGCCUUCUCCGCCUCGCUGCUCCAGGUCUUCCGUGACAAUCAGCACAUCGACAGAGUCUCCAUUCCCCUACUGAAAAUGUUGGACCAGAUGUUGGCCAAUGGCUGCUUUGAUAUCUACACACAGGAGGAAAACCACCCGUUUGCCUCCGACCUACUGUCCCUCUGCAGAGAAGAGAUCAAGCGAUCCAAAGACAUCCAGAAGCUGAGAUCCAGUAUUGCUGUGUUCUGCGGCCUGAUCCAGUUCCCCGGAGAUAUCCGAAAGAAGGUUCUGUUUCAGCUGCUGCUUCUGGUUUGCCACCCAUUCCCGAGAAUCAGGAAGACGACAGCCAGCGAGGUGUACGAGAUGCUCCUUACGUACGACGACGUGGUCGAGCCAGAAAUCCUGGAUGAAGUCAUGGCCGUACUGAGCGACUCCACUUGGGAUGCCGACUUACCUACUGUCCGGGAGCAGCGGAACCACCUGUGCGAUUUAUUGAAAGUGCCCAGACCUACCCUAGUGACCAAGGUUUCUCCUUCCUGAGCGCAGAACAACGGGAACGUUCCACCCAGUGACUGACGGGGGGUGCAGCGCUGUGGCCCGGCCAGCAGGGGGCAGUCUGCCAGCAGGGACAUCUGUGCCACCUGAAAUACCUGCUGCUGUACUGGGGAAGGGGAGUGCAGGACCGGGGGGCAGAACAGCGCCUCCCUCGCCGGAAGGUUCCGUGUACCAAAUGUAUAUAAACUGCAAUGAACAUUAAACGUAUCCAGAAACGUAA